AAUAAAUAAAUUAAAAUUUUUUUAUUAAAAAGAGAAGAGGGAAGAAGGAAGCCUUGUCAAUCGCAAUCUUCACAAUGAGAGCGACACGUGGCAAAUGGUACACGUCAACAUAUACAUUUUCUGGACGUCUCUCUAAUCUGCGUGUCUUAAAAUGACAGCCGAAUUAGUAAAUAUACACACCUGACCGUAGCUUCCAAUUAAAUCAUUCAUAUUGUGUUUGUGUUUUUGACCCCUUCAAAACAAAGAAAUUCCUUCGGUUCACGAUAUUUUAUUGGGUUUUGUGAGUCAAGAUUGGCUGAGAAGGUUGUGGCUUUAUAAGGGGUUGAUUGGAAGAUGAUCGGUGAUGAGAGUCUGAACUUAUGCUUUGAGAAGCUCAUGGUAUUUGGUGGUGGAAUUUCUAAUUAUGGUAAAAUGGAUGGUUCUGGACCUUCUGGUGGGCGAGUGAUAACUGAGUGGAAGGAUAUUCCGGUGGAGUUGCUUUUGAAGAUUGUUUCUCUUGUUGAUGACGAUCGGAUUCCUAUUGUGGCUUCUGGGGUCUGCAGUGGCUGGAGAGAUGCUAUAUGCUGGGGUCUUACUCAUCUAAAUCUUUCUUGGUAUAGUUUUGGCUUUCAUUUUUUCUUGCUGCUUUUGGAGAUAUUAUCGGUUUCCUCUUUUUCUUUUUUGAUUUUCAGUGUGAGGGGUUGUUUUCAUGAGCUCUGUUUUAUGAUUGUGGUGUUAGCCAUGAUUCAAAUCGAUACUUCCAUUUAUUCUUGGACUUUGUCUUGUCUAUGAUUGAGAUGAGACUUUUCAAGGGGUUGCACCGCUGAGCCCUGUUUAUAUAUAUGAUGGGGGUGCCUGAUGGAGCAUUGGGCAAACCAUGCUUUUCUCUUUGUUGUUGUUACCACUAUUGUUUUCUGAUGGGCUUUCCCUAUUCUGGUCUUAGUUUUUUUUAUGUAUGCUCUCUGUCCAGGGUGUGAUUAAAGAAGAUUGAAAUAUUUUAUCAGGAUCUAAAGUAAAGCUCUAUUUUCUGAAAUUUCCCAAAUCCUUGUUAUUUCAGUUGCUUUGUUGAAGAACUUGGAAUAUGUCAUGAAAUACUAUAGUUAUAAGUGGUUGGGAGUUUGUGUUCUAAGAUUUUUGUUUUGUUACAACAUGAUAAUAUCAAGAUAGUCCUCUAAGCUUCAAACUGAUACUUUGUGUUUUUUUGGACUCUGUUACCUGUCAUGUAUCUUGACCUUGUCCCGUAUUUUGUCUACCUUUUGUGAUGUAAUUUUGUUUCUCUUGUUUUGUUUCACCUUUUUCCUGUUUUUGUUCCAGCUAAAUUUCGCACUUGUACUCUCCUCAGGUGCAAGAAGAAUAUGAACAAUCUGGUCUUAUCUUUGGCUCCAAAGUUCACAAAAUUGCAAGUUCUAAAUUUACGACAAGACACACCUCAACUGCAAGAUGAUGCAAUAGAGAUGAUAUCUAAUUAUUGCCGUGACCUGCAAGACCUGGACCUGAGCAAGAGUUUUAAGCUGACAGAUUACUCUUUAUAUGCUCUGGCUCAUGGCUUCCCCAAUCUUGUUAGGCUUAACAUAAGUGGGUGCUCAGCUUUCAGUGACAGUGCACUGGCCUACCUGGCUAGGUUCUGCAGAAAACUGAAAUUUUUGAAUCUUUGUGGGUGUGUUCGAGGGGCAACCGAUACAGCGUUGAAGGCUCUUGGUUAUUAUUGUAAUCAGCUGCAAUCAGUAAAUUUGGGAUGGUGCGAGAAAAUUGGUGAUGCUGGGGUAACCAGUUUGGCAAAUGGGUGCCCAAAUUUAAGAGCCCUAGACUUGUGUGGUUGUGUUCUUAUCACUGAUGAAAGCGUGAUUGCUUUGGCAACAAACUGUCCUCAUCUGAGAUCCCUUGGACUCUACUAUUGUCAGAACAUAACAGACAGGGCAAUGUAUUCGCUGGCUCAGAGUGGUGUGAAGAACAAGCGUGAAAUGUGGGAAUCUAUGAGGAACCGAUAUAAUGGGGAGGGGCUCGUGAACCUGAACAUCAGCCAAUGCACAGCCCUUACUCCUCCAGCCGUUCAGGCCGUGUGCGACUCAUUUCCAGCCCUCCAUACAUGUCCAGGGCGACAUUCUCUUAUAAUAAGUGGCUGCCUUAACUUGACGUCUGUUCAUUGUGCCUGUGCUGUUCAAGCACACCGCACCUUCCCUGCGAUUGCCCACCCAGCUCACUGAACCUCGUCGAGGGAUGGGUCUUCUCUGUGCUCCAUAUGGGAGUGUCAUGCAACUUUGUAAAUAAUCGUCAGAAUGUAACCUAAUGAGGACAUUUGUGGCUUCUUAGCCAUUUUCAUCUAUUUUUCCUAGUAGUUAUGUAUGUGUGCUACUCCUUUAUAACUAUGGAUUUCAUGUUGUUGAACCUAAACCCCAUGUCUCUGUUCCAGAAAUUCCGAUGAUGGCAGGUUAGGGCACUACAGGCUACGAUAUGUUAGUGACCACAGAUUGCAAGCUUCGAAGUUGGAAGAGAACUUCCGAAUAAAAUCACUAGCUCUUGGAACGAGAACCUGCCACUAUCGCAGAACGAUAAUAAAUUUUUACUCCAAUCGGAUUGUGGCUUGCACAAGAGUUUAUCGAGCUUUUAAAGGUCAGAACUACACUGCAGCGAUGUACCACAGGAGAAAAGCGCAAUCAAUUUGUGAGUAUAUAUACCAUUAGGAAUGGAUCCUAAAAUUGGACAAAAACAUACGGAACUGACGGCUUGCGCCUCUUUGUUUUUCCAACAAGAUAAAAGAGUUCAAAUUUUAUCUGCUUAAAUGGAGAAACUAUAGCAGAAGGCUGGAACGUGCGGAUCUCUAUCCAAUCUUCUGCUUUUAUUUGCCUUUGUACACAAUCUCUUCAUCAUCCACAUCAAAGGCUGGAUUACAUAGACACCUGAAGAGCCUCCCAAUCCCCUGCAAAAAAACGGAAGGGAGAUCUAAGACUGCAGACAGUACUUUUAAGUUGCACUGAAAAUGCAAGCCAAAAGAAACCUUAACUUGGGUAUUGCAAAUUAUACUCAAGAACAAAAGGGUCUAGCAGUCUAGGAAGGGUGAUCGAAAACUGUGGACAGUCCUUUUAAGCUGCACUGAUAAUGCAAGCCAAAAAAGAACCUUAAAUUGGGUUAUUGCAAAUUGUGUUCAGAGAAAUAAGUGUCGAAGACUUCAAAAUCAUCCAAACCAUGUAAAUCACCUCGUGAAAGACUUUGAACUGAGUAUGAAAGUUUCAACCCGCAUGACUUGGAUUUACAGGUUGAUUUGGAAUAUGAAAGUUGCAACCUAAGAUGGGAGGAUAACUGAUGAUCGUUGUCUUCACAGAAGGAUAGGGGAAAACCGUACCUGUGUUAGCAUAGGGGUUCUGUAAUUGAGUGACCUUGGCGAUUCCUCGUCAUCACUGCUAUCAGAACUGCUAUCAUCCACAUGCACAUUAGAACUACUGCAGUUCUUUUUCGACGUUCCACCGUUGCGUUUAUACUUUUCAUUCUGCAACAGAGAUGCAAAAUUAAGAUGCAAACAACAAACUACAGAUGAAGUAGACAGAGACUCUACAAAAUGUGGCGUCCUGAUUGUUUGAAUAUGGAUGAUUUCCUGAGAAACCAUAGGGAACUCAACCCAAGGGAGAAGUUUUUAAGAGGUUCAUCUGAACUGAAUCUCACCUGAAAUAUUUUUCCUAAGAUUUUUAAUGCCACAGCUCGAGAUUUGAGAUCUUCUUUCCUCACAUUGGUUUCUUGAAGAACCUACCAAUUCAGCAAGAAAAAUAUAAGUAUGAAACAGAAGAUAAUCAUAUUUGAUGAAGAGGGAAAAAAAAAUGCCAGCACAUAAAUCCCCUACCAUCUGACAGACAUGUAAGAGGGUCACUUCGAUGUCUACUACGUUUAGUUUCCAAACUGAACUCAUGAGUACAUUCUUGUUCAAUCUUAAAUGAGUUUCAAUGUCGUUUUCUGGUGCACAGCCAUCCGUUUUAAACUGUCGACGCACAUCUUCUUGAAGUUGCAGCAGCUGAAAAGCACCUGGAUACACAUGUUCUAAGUGAUCAGUAUGAUGCAAUGGCAAAGAUUUGAGAUGGAACAGAGAUUUGGCAAUACCUUUCGCUGCAGUAAGCUGUGAUUUCCAGAAGUGCCCUUUAUGUCUUACCCAUUCAGCCACAAAUGGCAUUCCUAGAUAGAUUGCUUUCUUUCCAAGUUCUUGUGCAGCCUGUCUGGUGUAUACAUAUCCAAUGGUGUGCAAAAUUUCCGCUCCAAAAGCUGUGAUUUCCACAAGUAAGAACCAUUGAAUGAACAGUAAAAGUUUCGGUUAGAGAAAUGUUUAGUUUAUAGGAAACAGGAAACAACACGUUUCGCAACGAUGCAGAAUCAGGCUGUUGCAUAACUACAAUCACAUUUGGUGCAGGAAACAGAACCAGUGAAAUGAACAACGGGUUGACUCUGCUAGAUACACGAUUCAGAUGUACUGAGACUAAACCAUAUGGCUCUGCUUCAAAGUCAUCGGUUUCGUGUUUUGAUUGGAAGAACAUCCAAGAACUAUCAACUUGUAAUUUUUUUUUUUUAAGUGUUGAUUGCAUCCUGAAGUGAUUUUCCCUUCCAAACUGGUUUGUAAAAUAUAACAUAAACUAUAGGAAAGGAAAGUGUUUACAUGUUUCAGCACCUUUCUUUGUUUUUCAAUUCUCAACGUUUUGUUCCUUAUCAUUUGUGAUGGUUUUUUCAUCCUCGUGC
Messenger RNA from Oldenlandia corymbosa var. corymbosa, 4692 nucleotides. NCBI's taxonomy places the organism in Eukaryota, Viridiplantae, Streptophyta, Magnoliopsida, Gentianales, Rubiaceae. The record is from the annotation of a GenBank genome assembly.